GGUGUUCUUUCUCUGUACUUUUUCCCUUCCCCACAUCAAUGCACUGUAAAUCUGCUAAGAGCCAUGCUGCAGAGACUGCAGAUUAAAAUCACUAAAGCUUUUACCAGUGCAAAUGCAUGCUCCAUACAUCUUGCUCUCUAUUAAUCAAUGAUCAUGUCCCAGUCACCAUUUUGCCAGGAUUAAUUCUUAUCUUGCCCCACACACCAGGUAAUAAGAACAUCAGAUGCCUGGGGCUGUCUAUGGUAGUGGACUAUAGUGACCUACUUUUUUUUUUGCCUUAUAAUAUGUGGUUUGAGAUUUAUCCGGGUGUGGUUUCAUGCUGUAUUCUCAGAUUCAUACCUGAGAUGAGGGAGAGUGCUAGCAUAAUGAAUGUUUAAUGUCUACACACCGUCUCUAGAGUUUAGCUUUUAUACAAACCUCAUGUCCAACAGAACAAUUAGGCAUAAAGGAAGCAAUGCAAACAGUUCCUGAUAUCUGUUUCUAUAAAGAAACAUUAAACAUUUACAAUUACAAUUUUCUACAUAAAUUAUAAUAUUGAGAAUUCUGUUUAAAGUUAGAAAUUAAGUCGAAUUCAGAGGCAAAGUAUUUGUUUUAUGUGACAAGGACUCCGUGUGAUGCUAUUUAUAAAAAAGCAAAUGCAGUUGUAAACUGUUUGUCUUUUCAAAAGCUUCCUAUUGUUGGGACAGAGAGAUGUUGGAGCUAGAGUUUAUACCCGGUAAUGAGGGAAUAAGCGUGGAGAGCACAAUGCUCAGAGCUGGCAGGAGGGGGAUUCAUGCUCAGAGGGAGCAUGUAAACGCAUUCACACCUCGCUCGCAUUUCAAUGCCUGAUAACUUAUAGCACAAUAUUGGCAGGUCGAGCUCGACAAGCGCUUGCAUGUGAAUGGUGUCUGGGAGCGCAACGGCGAAUCCACAAAGCCCGCGCGCCUUAACGGAAGUGGACGAACGAGCUCCACUGAAACUCCAGCUCCUAUCAGCACAAAUCAUGUGUGAAAUUAAAGAAUAGGUUUAAAACCGGGGGAAAGGAGCGGCUGAUGGAGAUCAAACUCAUGAACUCCACCCGAUUCCUUACAGUACACUCGCAGAAAGAAAAGGAGCAGCCUGAACUACACCUUUCCUUGGCACUGUGCUUGUACAUCUUUUAGAGGUGUAGUGUGUAGAUCUAGUGUGUUACACAGAAACGUGAAUGUGGUGUACCUGCACAAUGAUUUCAAGUACAUCACUGUACACUGAGGAUCAGUCAUAGCCCAUGCCUUUAAUUAGCUUUUAGAGGAAUCUUAUACACUUCAUGCACCUUUCCAGGUAAAAGAUACACAUUAAAAGGUAUAAAAAUAUGUUCCCUUGAUGGUAUCAGCCAAGUGACAAGAAAGUGAAUGUAUUAUUAUAUUAAUAAUAAUAAUAAUUAUUAUUGUUGUUGCUGUUGUUGUUGAUGAUGAUGAUGAUGUUGAUACUACUACUACUACUACUACUACUACUAGUACUACUAGUAGUAGUAGUGGUAGUAGUAAUCAUAAAUUGCUUAGUUUCCCUUUACCAAAAUUCACCAUAUCACGAUCUGGCUUUCAUCGUUGAAGAGCUGCACCUGCGUCGUGUUCCCGCCAAGUUUUGCUGAAAACCGCAAAGAAUUUCCAUAAAAAAAAUUAAAGCGAAAGAAGAGUUAAGAAAACUCGGCUAAGUGAAGGCAGAGAGGCAUGUUGAAAAAAAAAAAGCCCUCUCUGAUGUACUGAUGGUCCUCGCAGAUCGCCCUAUCAGGUGCAAAAACCACUGACAGGUUUCCACCCACUAGCGACCAAAAAAAGCCCCUCGCGGCGCACCGAGCCUCCGCGGCACAUGAACCGCUGACACGCGCUCCGGAUCGUUACACACUCCGCCUGCACGCGCUUUUACACCGGAUAACAGUCUAAUCUAAACUCAAGACGAGUCUCUCUUUUAUAUAUACACAUAUAUACAUAUAUAUAACACAUAAAUAUAUUUAAUUUCGCCACAACGUAGAACUAAUCUCCGCGAGUAGAACCACUUUUCUUUUCGACCUCCUAAGCCACCGGACACGGAAAGUUACCCUUGACCCAUGCUGAGGUGGACUUUACCGGCAGGUACGAGCGGAAUUGAACUUCGUCUGAAUACCGGACCGACACUCCCUAGGCGUGAAAAAAAGCGCCUGUGGAAUUUGUAGUCAGCGCGGAAGAGACACAUCCCGCGUGCAAAUUGAAUCUUUCCGCGCUCGGAGCGAGAGAACGGCGUGCGCGCGCAGCGGAGCCAAACCGCAAAGCGUGCGGGAAUUAGGAAGCGGGGAAGAAACGGACGGAGAUACGGCCGGUUGUUCCCAUUCAGUCCAGGCAAAGUGAGGAAGAGCCUGAUGUGGCUCCCAGCGGCACAGUUUUACUGCACUGAUCUCUCGUGUCACUGGGAGCGCGAGUCUCCCCCGGGAUUUUGCGCGUGAGGCCUCGGCGCCGUGUUUAGACUGGACCGGCGAGUGCUGGAAACAGGUGGAUCUGACCAAGAUGUCCGUGCUGCCUUCAAGGUUCAGCUACGUGUGUUUACAUUUUCUGGUCCUCUACUUCCAGUUACAGGAGUCGCACCAGAGUUCUGCAGACUUCCGCUUCUACAUUGAGAACCACACACGCGAUGACGUGAGUCGGAAACAGGUGCGGAUAUACCAGCUGUACAGCCGGACAACAGGGAAGCAUGUACAGAUCCUCGGCAAGAAGAUCAAUGCUAACGGAGACGAUGGGGCUCUCCUUGUUGUUGAGACAGAGACAUUUGGGAGCCAUGUUCGAAUACAAGGAAAAGAAAGUCGCUACUAUAUCUGCAUGAACAAGAAUGGCAAAAUCAUUGGCAAGCUCAACGGGAGUAACCCAGAGUGUGUGUUCGUGGAGGAGUUCUUGGAAAACAACUACACGGCGUUAGUGUCUGCCAAGUACAAAGGCUGGUACCUGGGCUUCAACCGCCGGGGCCGGCCCAAGAAAGGCUCACGGACCACACAGACACAGCAGGAAGUGCAUUUCAUGAAACGUGACCCUAAGGGCAAGGUGGACCCUCAGGAGGAGUUCCGUUUCACCACUGUAACGAAACGGACGCGUAGGGCACGGCGCUUAAGGCCAAACCACAAAACAAACUGAAGUGACACGGACCAAGCAUGCACUCUUCCUUUACAGACAUCUCAAACUUCUUGCCUUAAACCAGCAUAAAGGUUAUUGUGAUUAAGCAGCAGGAGAGGAAACCUGAAAGAUGGCUACAGGACAAAAAAAGACAAAAAGCUUAAAAAAGUUCAAAGAUGUUUUAUUUUUAUAUUUUCGGAUCUCUGAGUCUCUCUUAGGUGUUGAAUGUCUCUGGGUUAUCAUUAAUGUUAUAUUGUGUCUGUUACUCUCUGUUAUUUAUAUUGGACAAACUAUGGAUGACAAAAAAUGAACUGUGGUCUCCCACUUUGACGAGUUUACAGCAGCAGGCAUCCUGUUGAAAAGGAGAGAUUUGACUCCAAUACCCAAGAAAAACUUCUAUAUUUCAUUUUGAAUUGGCCCAAACAACAAGGAUCUGUUUUCUUCCCGCUGGAAUGGGCCAUCAUUUAAAUGCAAGAGGAGCAUGAUGACAGGGUCACUUUGCAGGACUCUGUAGCAGCUUCAGUACAGGCCAACACUAGCUUUGAGUGCAAUAUUUUGAAGAGCCCUCCAUGAAGCAUCUCAUUGCCUUCAUUUCUGGUCAGUGAUUUUUCUGUGAGAAGUCUGAGUGUUCUCUCUAGGCCUGUCUGCGGGUGAAGUGUGCUUAAUCACACCCAGCAAUUGUAUGAUUCCUUUUACAUUUUUGUGCAACCUGUGAUUCAGCAGAGCACAACAUGCUUUGACUAGCCAGGCAUCAGCAUCAGCUAUGGCGGUAGUGCUUGUUAAAACAAAUGAAGAGAAGCUUGGAGUUGAAGGGACUCAAAGAGCAAAACAUGUUGAUUUGAUGAGAACCUUUUGACCUUUCUCGCUGUACUUUGGUGCAAGGUUUACAAAAAUGCACUGUAGUGACAGUGGGCCUGAUCUCAAACAUUAGCACACACAUAUGUACUUCUUUUUUAUUUCAAAGUGUUACAGGAAUUCAUAGUACUAUACGGUAGUUUUUGAAGAAUUACCACAAAAUCUGUUAUAAGUCUAACGGUGAUUUUUUUUCCCUCUGCCAAUUUAAUGUGCUGUUCUCAGAGCCUGUAAAAUGGUCACUUCUUUAAAUCUAUCACUUUAUAGGAAUACCUAUCAGGUUAUGCUGUAUUCCAGCUCUCCAUUUAUAAACUCCUUCUAUGAUGGUUUAGACAACAUCUUUCUGUAUAUGUACUUAUGUCCACUAAGGCUUUAUACCUGACCAUUCUGAAUUGAGCUACAACAGGGACGGUGGAACACCUUUCACUAAACUCACCUGUGCUAAGGUUUGCCCUCCAUAUGGGUGUCGCUGUAGUGUAAACAAAUCUAUAUACUCCUUUGUCACAUGACAGGUUUUCUAAGAGAUACUACUAACAAACAUGACACAUGUAUGGUUAAAAAAAAAAAAACGUAUGCAAAAAAAUAAUUUUAUGACUAUUAUAAAAAUAUUUAUUGCCUUUCUCUGUAAAUACAACCUGAUGAAUUUAUUUGACCUCUUAAUAAAAAUAAGGACUAUAUUAAAAAAACAAAAAGGAAAAAGAAUGGUUGUGUUUUCUUUUAAGUUUCAGCUGCAGAUGCUUCAAAAAGUUUUGUGUUUUGCUCAGAAAACCUCUAAAGACUAAUACUUUAUUCGUUCUGCCAAGAAACAAUUCACUGCAAGAUAUUUUUAAGAUUUGUAAAAUGCUCAGAAAUUUGCUUAACAGUUUAACAUUCAUCCAUGUGCACACCUCCCUUAUUUAUCUGUGACUUGCAUUUUUCCAACUACGGCUUUCCAUCUCCCAUAUGUCAGCAGAGAAAAGGAAGAAAUCUGGAUUUUCAUAGAUGGUUGUGGUAGAUUUCAGUCCAGAAGUAGGUUGCACACACUUCUCAUCCUAAGAAGAGGCUAUGAAUGUGGGAAUGGAUGUGCUUGGAUAGGACACUUUUUGUCAUCUGAACUGUUAACAGGCUAUGAAAAGGUGAAUUGCACUUCAGAAAUGAGCAACAAGGUCCAGGAAAUGUGUCAUAAUUAAGUUAUGAGGCGCAUAAAGACAGCUAAGAGAUUCUCAGACAACAUGAGAAUUCAAGGAUCGUUUAGACUCAAGGUUAUGUCAACAGAUUCCCUCCUCGCUUUUACAUAUUGCCUCUUUUUAUGAAAUCAAUUAGAACCAGAGGGAGUAGAGGAAUGUUCAAAGAGAAUGUUCGGAAAGGUAUUAAGGUUAAUGGAACUAUUCCUUUUCCAAAUGGAUUUUCAAAUCUUCUGGUAUGAAAUCUUGUUCUGGAAGACAUUACUUUUGUGGAAGACAGUACUCUCAUUAGACUGACUACAUUAGCCUCAAGAGAAACACUUAUUUUUUCUAGAGUUCAGUCUGUCAAUAACUGACAUUAGCACAGAUGCGUGCUUAUCGCACUGUUCACAUAUGGGUAGCACUGAUGUACAAAACGUUGCAGUUCAGUGUCUGGAAUUUUCAAGUAUUUCUUUCUAUUUGUGAUCUUUCUCACUCUAUUCCUCUCACACUUAGUGACUUCUUUUUGGCAGGCCUAUUUGAGCUGUUUCUUUAAAGGAGGAGGAGAAGGAAUGCAGGAUAGCAUGUCUUAUAAUGUUGUAUUCAGGAAUGGUGUUUACAGUAGCAGUCAGUCUGAAAGAUGGCCGUUUUGAGUAAAAAAUGCCUUUUGUUUAACUUCCCACUGAUGUUAUCAGAUCUAGCUCUAUACAGCCACCUACAGCGGGUAAAGACUAGAGGACACGGUCUGAUUUACAUGUCCAACAACCUCUCUAUUUGACUCUCUAUUUCUCUAUUUGUCUCUCCUUUUUCAUUCUUUCCUGAGGUGGAAAGUGGAGUGAUAUGUAGUACAUGGCCUUCAUUGCUCAAAAUAGACAGCUGAAAAGAUAUCCCAUCAUUUUCACACAGACAGCUGUCUGGACAUUACAGGUUUAAAGAAACACUCAGAGCGCCUUCUCUUUCUAGCAAAUCCAUUUUUUUGUCUAGCACAUUUUUGAUGAGACAGGACGGAAAGGAGGGCCCAUGCAAAUGCUGAUAAGAGAAAAAAAAAUGUAUUACCAUUGCUGUAAAAUGUGUACACAUCACCAGGAUCUCAUGGCACCAUGCUAUCGAGAUCAGGAUCAGAUUAACCUCAUACUUUAAACACGAGUCAAAAAGCGACUGUAACAGACAUGUUUUUUGUCUAAGGAUAAGACGCAACCCUAAAAGUAUCUGAUAUCCACGUAGAUGGAACCAUUCUGCAAUGACAGCACUCAAGAAAGUUGAAUACAGACUUUUUAAGAGUCCAGACAUCUGAAAAUUAAAGAACAGAGAGCAUUCAGUGCAGGGCUCCCGCCAGCGCCUCUCCUCUGGCUUAACCUUUGAUCAGUGGAGGAUGGCCCU
Molecule: messenger RNA, 6469 nt
Organism: Pangasianodon hypophthalmus (striped catfish)
Lineage: Eukaryota; Metazoa; Chordata; Actinopteri; Siluriformes; Pangasiidae
Gene: fgf24
Product: fibroblast growth factor 24
Exons: 5
Coding region: 2499-3116 (205 amino acids)
Biological process (GO): regulation of cell migration; heart morphogenesis; neuron differentiation
Cellular component (GO): cytoplasm
Molecular function (GO): type 1 fibroblast growth factor receptor binding; growth factor activity; type 2 fibroblast growth factor receptor binding
Source: RefSeq, a predicted model, not a curated record